This is a messenger RNA of Betta splendens (Siamese fighting fish), 2516 nucleotides long. RefSeq lists its product as uncharacterized. The coding region runs from base 246 to 2255 and encodes 669 amino acids. The record is from RefSeq and is a predicted model, not a curated record. NCBI's taxonomy places the organism in Eukaryota, Metazoa, Chordata, Actinopteri, Anabantiformes, Osphronemidae. Gene Ontology annotation, biological process: response to bacterium. The transcript is spliced from 12 exons.
GAUGUACAGAGUUAUGGGUAGUGAUUAUUGCACAUUACAUAAAUCUUGGAUAGGUUUUCCAAAAAAAAUGAAAAUGAUACUAAGUUCAAAUAAUGUAGAGCUACUGUAAACAGGGCACUGUAGGACAUGCAGGAAACAAGUGUGUUCUGCAAUAACCAAUCAGACGGUCUGACCUCUUACAGUACGACACGUCUCUUCCUUCGCUCACAAAGUCACAGAGAAGUCUUUAAGUGCAGACAGUCAACAUGGUUGCGUUGUGGGUUACACUGCUUCUUCUUCACCCAGUAUAUUCUCUGGUCCCAGUGAUCACAGUUGAUCUCAACAAACCUGUGACCUUCACAUGCGUUUUACCUGAAGGAGUACUGAGCAGUAAACCAGUCCUCUGGUACAAACAAAGCGUUGGAGAGAAGCUGAAAUUAAUAGCAGUACUGAAAUCUAACAAACCGCUUUUUGAGCCAGACUUCUCAGAUGGAAGACUUGAAGCUAAUCUAAACAAGAAAAUCAGCAAUCUGACAAUUCAGAGGGCGACUGAUGAAGACGAGGGAAUGUAUCACUGUGCAUUUGUGGACUGGACUGUUAUUACCUGGACUGGGAUGUAUUUGACAGUAAAAGGAAACUAUUCUGUUGUUCAGAGGCCAAUGGUCUCUGAUCCAGUCCGUCCAGGAGACUCAGUGACUCUCCAGUGUUCAGUCCUCUCUGCCUCUGACAACAAGUCAUGUCCAGGAGGUCCCAGUGUUUACUGGUUCAGAGCUGGAUCAGACCAGUCUCCUCCAGGAAUCAUCUCCACUGAUGGAAACAGUGAAUGUGAGCAGAGAUCUGACUCUGUGAAGAGCUGCGUUUAUCGCUUCUCUAAGACCAUCAGCUCCUCUGACGCUGGGACUUAUCGCUGUGCUGUGGCCACAUGUGGACAGAUUUUAUUUGGAGAAGGAACCAAACUACGGAUCGAACCAAACAUUAAUUCUGAAUUCAUUGCACUGGUGAUAUUAACAGUCUGUUUGGCCAUUUCUGUGACUGGACAUAUUGUUUUCAUCUGUUGUCGAAGUCCAGUGUGUAAUCAUUUAAAAGGAAGUGUCUCUCCACAAGCAGCACAUGCCACCUCAAGCCAACAAGGACAGGACAUAAAUGACCUCAAACAUGAUGUGAACUACGCUGCGUUACACUUCAAAGAUCGAAAAGCUACAAGAGGAAGAAAAAUUAAGGAGUUCAAGAAUGAAGAGUGUGUGUACUCUCAAACAGUCAACAUGGUUGUGUUGUGGGUUACACUGCUUCUUCUUCACCCAGUAUAUUCGCUGGUCCCAGUGAUCACAGUUGAUCUCGACAAACCUGUGACCUUCACAUGCGUUUUACCUGAAGGAGAACUGAGCAGUAAACCAGUCCUCUGGUACAAACAAAACAUCGGAGAUAAGCUGAAAUUAAUAGCAGUACUGAAAUCUAACAAACCGGUUUUUGAGCCAGAUUUUGCAGAUGGAAGACUUGAAGCUAAUCUAGACAAGAAAAUCAGCAAUCUGACAAUUCAGAGGGCGACUAAUGAAGACGAGGGAAUGUAUCACUGUGCAUUUGUGGACUGGACUUUUAUUACCUGGACUGGGAUGUAUUUGACAGUAAAAGGAAACUAUUCUGUUGUUCAGAGGCCAAUGGUCCCUGAUCCAGUCCGUCCAGGAGACUCAGUGACUCUCCAGUGUUCAGUCCUCUCUGCCUCUGACAACAAGACGUGUCCAGGAGGUCCCAGUGUUUACUGGUUCAGAGCUGGAUCAGACCAGUCUCCUCCAGGAAUCAUCUCCACUGAUGGAAACAGUGAAUGUGAGCAGAGAUCUGACUCUGUGAAGAGCUGCGUUUAUCGCUUCUCUAAGACCAUCAGCUCCUCUGACGCUGGGACUUAUCACUGUGCUGUGGCCACAUGUGGACAGAUUUUAUUUGGAGAAGGAACCAAACUACGGAUCGAACCAAACAUUAAUUCUGAAUUCAUUGCACUGGUGAUAUUAACAGUCUGUUUGGCCAUUUCUGUGAUUGGACAUAUUGUUUUCAUCUGUUGCCGAAGUCCAGUGUGUAAUCAUUUAAAAGGAAGUGUCUCUCCACAAGUGGCACAUGUCACCUCAAGCGAACCAGGACAGGACAUAAAUGACCUCAAACAUGAUGUGAACUACGCUGCGUUACACUUCAAAGAUCGAAAAGCUGCAAGAGGAAGAAAAAUUAAGGAGUUCAAGAAUGAAGAGUGUGUGUACUCUCAAGUCAAUAUUGAACAUGAAUCUGUAUGACUCCAUAAAACUGUCGUUUGAAAGUAUGAAUACUGUAUAAAAAUGAUUUCUUUGCAAACUUUUUGAGAACCAGAGGUUUGAUCACAAUAAAUAAGAAAACCAUUCCACAGACGUGCUGUUUAUGUGACAGUUUAAAAAAUGGCUUUUGUACAUUUAAUCUUUCACUAUAUUACUGUAUAUCACACAUGUAUUCAUAUGCUUGUUGUUCUAUUAUCUUACAAUGAAAAGUACAAAGAAAUGAGACCAGCUGCAUAGCAAAAA